Messenger RNA from Phalaenopsis equestris, 3253 nucleotides. RefSeq names its product nucleolar MIF4G domain-containing protein 1. The transcript has 14 exons. Bases 849 to 3128 code for a protein of 759 amino acids. Gene Ontology annotation, cellular component: nucleolus. Lineage: Eukaryota; Viridiplantae; Streptophyta; Magnoliopsida; Asparagales; Orchidaceae. Gene Ontology annotation, molecular function: protein binding; RNA binding. The record is from RefSeq and is a predicted model, not a curated record. Gene Ontology annotation, biological process: ribosomal small subunit biogenesis.
CCCUCCGUGCCCUUGCCCUCGCGUCGUGCCGCUCUCGCCCAAUCCUCGUUCUCGCGCCCAAAGCUCGCCACCGGCGCUCCUCUCCGGCUAACGAAGCUCACGUUGACGUCUCCUCGGCUCCGGAGGGCCUACCAUUGGCUUCGCAGGGACCGUUCGGUCCGUGCCGGCAUUGUUUCCACGGCCUCCCUUGACUCCAGCGCCUUGCUCUAGCCAAACCUAGCUCGCUCUCACGCUCAGCCACAGUCUGCUCGCUUCCCUCCUUGCUUCACGGCCGCAGCACCCUCCUCGGCUUCAUAUCCCGUCGGCGAAGCCUCCUCCAACGUGCAGACCUCCCACCGGCACUCUACAGACGGCCUUUGCUUCCUUCGCAUGCAGAAAGUAGGGCUGAGAUUAGACCCUCUCCCUUGCAUGCCUCGACGAGCUACUUCUCCACCUCUUCGUCCCUCACUCCCCGGUGGUCGAAAACUUUGUCGGAGUACUUAACCAUUGACAAACAUUGACAGUACCACAGCUUGAAGUGGUGGGGACGUCUUCUCUCUUUGCGAAGAGAGCUUCUUCCUGGAAUUCGCCGAAUGAAGAGCAACCAACGCAACGAUAUCCGCAUCCAUGGUCUUUUUCCCUCCGCCGCUAGUCCCCUAACAUCGUGACGGCGAAGAUGAGAGGAGUCGCGACGGGAGCUCGCCGGUGAAGCCAUUAACGAUAUUGCCUUGUGCGCACGAGAUUUAAAGGCCGGCCUUUUCUACUGUUAGUCAGUUUUUAAAUUAAAUCCUGUAUAAAUCUUGCCACCAAGCAGCCCCUGGCCUUCUAAAUCUUGUUUUCUUCUUCCCCUAAACAGAGAUUUCAGUAGUAUGGAUUGUAGCAAAGAGAAGACUCGUAAGGAGAAGAGAAAGGAAAGCCGCUUGCAUAAGCGACAGAAGCAGUUCACAUCAUGGCUUGGUCAUCAGAUCAGUAAAAGGGAGAAGGCACAAAGGAAAAAGAGACAGCUCCUUGAUUCAAAGCCAAAUUCUAAAGGUAUUGUUGUUGAGAAGAAACAUAUGGGAAGGAACGGCAUUUCAGAAAAUGCUUUCCUUGGUAACAAGACAGUGAAAAAGGUGGAGAGGAGGCCAAAAAGCAAGUUCCAUGAGUACUUGAAGAUGGAGAUGACCAAAGGCGUUAUUAGUGCAGAGGAGGAUCUGGAGAUGGAACGGAGGCUGGAAAAGAAGCUAAAGCUGAAGAAAAGGAAAUUAGGUGGUCUGAAUGAUGUAUUAAAUGUGUUAAUUGAGGGGAUGCCGUCUGAAUUGGGCAGCAAGUUUGAUGAUUUUUCAGUCUCAGAAGAUGAUUAUGAUCAUUAUGGACCAAAAAUUAAAAUAGGUGAAGAGAAGCAUGAGGAGUUAUCUGCAAAGGAUGAUGUUGACAAGAGUGAGAAGGAGGUUAAGAGUGUUGCUAAAGAUAAGAAACAAAAGCUGAUAAAGUCUUCUGAAGCAUUUGUUAAGCAUUUGGAGGAACACUGCUUUGAUGAUAAGACAAUUGAUUCUGCUGAAUAUAAUGAUGGAUCAAAUGUCAAGGAACCUUCUAAUGAGGAACUAAAACCAGAUGUAAGUAUGAAUAGCACAGCCCAUCAUUUAAGAGCGGGCACUAGAUGCGAAUCUGAAGAGUAUGCACAUAUUCGUCGCAGGGUGAGAGGAUUAUUGAAUAAAAUUUCUGAAUCUAACUUGGAAUCAAUUGCAGGAGAAGUGGCCACAAUUUUUCAAUCAGUUACUCGCAAUGUUUGUUCUCAAAUAAUUGGUAUGGAGAUUGUGGCAUCUUGUGUUAUGGGGCCUCGUGGAAAUGAACAGCAUGCAGCCGUCUUUGCAGCUUUUGUUGCUGGCAUGGCCUGCUAUGUUGGAAUUGAUUUCAGUGCAAAGCUAUUAGCUUCUAUUGCUAGAUCAUUUGAGGAUGAAUACCAUAAAGCUGACAGCCUUUCAUUGCGAAAUAUUUCAUUACUACUAUGUCACUUGUACAUUUUUGGUGUUUGUGCUAGUGAUUUAGUUUUUGACCUUCUUGAUGUUUUGAACAAGCGCUUAACAGAGUUAGAUGUGUCAACCAUCUUGACAAUACUACAAUGUUGUGGAAUGAAGCUAAGAGGUGAUGAUCCAACUUCCAUGAAAUAUUUUGUUGUUACAAUCCAGAACAGAGUUAAUGAAAUGAAGUCUGAUUCGAAGUGCAUCAAAGAAGGAGAACCAAAGAUAAAUAGUAAAAGAAUGGAAUUCAUGCUUGAGACCAUAUGUGAUAUAAAGAAUAACAAGAAACGAUCAAAGGAGGAUCCAGCUCAUCAUAUGCGGAUCAAGAAAUGGUUGCAAAAGUUACACAUAGAAGAUGUUCUUCUUCGAGGUCUCACAUGGAGUAAGCUUCUUGAUCCUGAGAAGAAAGGACAAUGGUGGUAUUCAGGUGAAAUCAAUUCUACCACAGUUAAUUUUGAAGAAGUGACAACUACCUCCAACAAGGAUGUACAAGAAGCUAAAAAAUUAGUUCAACUUGCGGCUUCACAAAGGAUGAAUACUGAUGUAAGAAGGGCUAUUUUUUGCAUAAUUAUGAGCGGAGAAGACUACCUUGAUGCUUUUGAGAAGAUUUUGCGACUAGAUUUGUCUGGGAAACAGGAUAGGGAAAUCAUGAGGGUUCUUCUUGACUGCUGCUUGCAAGAGAAGGUGUUCAACAAGUAUUACACAGUUUUAGCUUCCAAAUUUUGUAGCCAUGAUAAAAACCACAAGUUUACUUUGCAGUAUUGCAUAUGGGAUAACUUGAAAGAAAUCGAUUCAAUGGAGAUGAUCCGUUUGAUGAACCUUGCAAGAUUCAUCUCAGAGAUGCUUUCAUCUUUCUCCCUCUCCCUUGCGCUACUUAAGACAGUCGAUCUCAUGAAUCCAUCACAGCUUACACCAAGAAGAAUUAUGCAUUUCAGAAUGCUUUUUGAGGCUCUGUUUGAGAACACUGAUGCCCUUGUGUGGAACAUAUUCUCCCGUGUAUCUGCUGCUCCGGAGCUUGAAACUCUAAGAACUGGCCUUGUCUUCUUCCUUGGUCACCAUGUGGUGACUGCGAACUCUGAAAAAACUGUUGCUCACAAAUUCAGAAUCGCAAAGAAAGCUCUUGGUAAUGCAGCUGGAGUUCUUAUGUAACUUUUAUUUUGCUUCUAUUCAUUUUCUGGUGCAGUGAGGAUUCAUAAAUGUUAGGAUCACUGUUUUUCCUGUUCUAGUAAAUAGUAAUUUAGUGAAAAGUUGUCCAAGAUAAUACAAAUAUUUUU